GCUGAUAUUAGAACCAAAUUUUGAGAAACUACUAAAUACCAAAUAUGGAAACUAUUCUAAUACCGACAAUACAUUGUCCCUCCUGCGUAGAAAGAAUUACGUCAGUCUUGAGUGACGAGCUAGGGGGUAGAACAUCUGAGAUAUCCGUCAAUCUCCUCAACAAACAGGUUACUUUCCACACUGAUAGCAAAUCGGCACGCAGAGAUGCGUUGAAUACGCUAGAAGAGAUCGGAUAUCAAGUGGAGAAUGAGAAGGAUUAUACUAGCACCUUUCGGAAAUUAAGACGGCCAAAAGGGAAGGGGAAGGCCCGAGAUGACGAUCUUCUCAUUCAGCAACGACACUUAGACUCCUGCCAAGAGUGCAGAGAAAAAGAAGAAAAUGGCAGUAAACCUGAAGACAUUUUUUAUAUCACCAAGUUAUCAAUCAGUGGUAUGACGUGCAGCAGUUGCACACAGACGCUCUCAUCGACUCUCAAAGCCCUUGAUGGCAUAGACACCGAUUCCGUACGUGUUAAUCUCAUGGCAGCUGAAGCAGAAUUCGUUCAUCAGCACACACUCUCAUUUGAUGAAAUAAUUGAUGAGAUUCAAACUGUGGGAUACGAUAGCGAAAUCAUCUCAAGUGCACCCAUCAAUCAGCAUGAUGACGAUGUCACUGUCACAACCAAGUUUGAUAUAGAGGGUAUGACAUGUUCGAGCUGCUCCAAGUCGAUCACUUCGGCACUCAAAAUGGUGAAGGGCAUCGUCAGCGUCGAUGUGUCAGUCACAAAUGCUAGGGCUAUCGUGGAACAUACUAGAGAUGUCACUGUAGAGCAUCUUGUCGACACCAUAGAGGAAAUUGGUUUUGAGGCGACUGUUGUAUCGACAAAGAGCAAAGAUGUUGAGAAAAGUAACGAACGUAGUGUUGAAAUAGAAGUGGAAGGUAUGUUCUGCAGUCAUUGUCCGGCUCAUUUACUCGAAACUUUAAAUAAAUUACCUUUACUAAGCUAUUCAAAUGAUAUAUCAUUGGAUAACCCAUUCGCGACUAUCACUUACAUUCCUAAUCCAUCAUCACUGACUAUAAGGAGUCUUUUGGGGGAUAUUUCAAGUGCACAUCCACGAUUUUCUCUCAAGAUUGUUGAGCAAACUGCCAGCACUUCCCGAGCAACAGCUAUACAUCUUUCUGAAGCCAAAGUAUGGUUGCUCAGAGUUUCAGUAUCUGCUCUAUUCAGUAUUGCAGCACUAAUCGUGAAUGUUAUUGGAAUGGAGAUUCUCGAUGAAGAUCAUCCAAUUAGGAGAGAACUCGAAAGACCUAUCUGGGGACAAGCUACUGUUGGUAUGAUAGUUAUGUUCGCAAUUUCCACACCAAUGUAUUUCAUUGUUGGAUGGAAUUUCCAUAAAAAAUCGUUCCUCUCUUUGAAAGCAUCUUCGUUGGCUAUCAAGAAGAGUAAGAAAUUUCCUUGGAAAGCUCUAAUUACAUGGGGAUCAAUGGAUUUGUUGGUUACUCUUGGUACCACUGUUGCUUAUGUGGCCAGUAUAGCUAUGCUUAUCAUUGACGUACGGCUUGAUUCCCCUGAUGGACGUAUGAUGGGAUAUUUUGAAAUGCCUAUUUUCUUGAUAUUCUUCAUCGGGAUCGGCAGAAUGCUUGAAAGCUGGAUGAAAGCCAAGACGGGAGAUGCUAUCGCGACAUUAGGUAAACUCAAACCACAGAAGGCAUUGUUGGUGAAUGCCAAUACUUUCGAAAGACAACAUGAAGAACUCGAGUUGGUGAAAUCCCAUGAAACUAAAGCAAGCAGUGAUGUCAAUUCUAAAGGCAGUUUUGAUUUUAAUGUAGCGAGACUAUCGCAUGGUGAUGGUCCCUCAGAGGGUAGCAGCGGAAAUGUUCAAGAAAUACCACUCUCGCUAGUCGAGAUUGGUGAUACACUGCUCGUACAACCAGGUGAAGCUGUACCCAUUGAUGGUGUGUUGCUAGGAGAGGGCAGCUUUCCGUUCGAUAUGUCAAGCGUCACGGGUGAAUCACUACCCAUCACACUUCAUGAAGGUGACGAAUUGCUUACUGGUACAACGACUAUGAAAGCUGUCUAUAUGAAAGUUACAAGUACUGCUUCUGAAACUCUGAUUGAUAGAAUCAUUAGAGUUGUCAGUGAAGCACAAUCUAAGAAAGCCCCAAUCGAGAAAAUUGCCGAUGCAGUGACAGGUGUUUUCGUACCAGUCAUUGUAUUUAUUGCAAUAAUUACACUCAUCGUAUGGCUUGUUGUAGCUGCAAACGCUAACGAGCUUGGUGGAAAGACAGAUAGAGGUGGAAAGAUGUUCUUUGCGUUACAAUUUGCUAUCAGUAGUCUUGUCAUAGCAUGUCCAUGUGGGUUCGGUCUGGCCGUCCCAACUGCAAUCGCCGUUGCUAGUGGUAUAGCAGCAAAGUUAGGAGUAUUGGUACAGUCUGGCAGUGAAUCAUUCGAGCUCGCUAAUAAAGUGGAAGUGGUUGUUUUCGACAAGACAGGUACUUUAACCAAAGGAGAAUUGGCACUUGUCGGUGAACGUAAAUUGAACAACGAGACUAGUAACACACCGGAUGGUAUAUUGUGGGAUCUGGUUGUCAAAACAGAAGAACAGUCAUCACAUCCAAUCGCUAAAGCGGUCAAAACUUAUGCAUCAUUAAAGCAGCGGUCGAAUUCUCCUGAAUUGACUUCAACGGAGGAAGUAAGCGGAAGGGGUGUUAGAGCAACAUUCAACUAUGGUGAUAAGGAAUUAGAAAUGCGCAUAGGUAAUGCAAAAUUCGCUGGUGUUCGUUCAACGGAGGCGGUUGAUGAAUGGAAAAAGCAAGGCAACUCAAUUGUGUACAUAGCUACUAAAGAUGUAAGAAGUAGUGAUGAUGACCUCGUCACAAUCUUUGCAUUAGCUAUCGCGGACUCACCACGAGACGAAUCAGCAUUUGUAGUCGAAUAUCUUCGCUCAUCGGGAAAGAAUGUCUUCAUGUUGAGCGGCGACGAGGAAAUAACUGCCAAGUCGAUAGCUAAACAGGUCGGUAUUGAUGAAGGGAAUGUCAUAGCUGGUGUCAUGCCUGAUGAGAAAGUGAAGCACAUAGAGCGCUUAAGAAGAGAAGCCGCUAAUAAGGGAGUAUCAUCAUCUAUGUACAAUCGCAUGAAAACCUGGAUGCGUAUUAAGGAGAAUAAGCAAGCGACGCCUCUCGUAAUGUUCAUCGGUGAUGGUCUGAAUGAUGCAGGGGCUAUUGUAGCUUCAGACGUUGGAUGUGCACAAGGCUCUGGUAGCCAAGUUACAUUAUCAUCAGCACAUUUCAUCCUCCUCAACUCAUCGCUGAGGUCGCUUAUCAAUAUCUUCCGAUUGAGCAAGCUGGUUAAGAUAAGGAUAGCAAUCAACUUCGUUUGGGCGUGUAUAUUCAAUAUCGUUCUCAUACCAAUCGCUGCCGGAGUUUUCUACCCAGUGGGUGUAAAACUUCCGCCGGUUUAUAGUGCCCUCGCAAUGGCGUUAUCUAGUGUCAGUGUCGUCAUAUCUAGUUUGUUGUUGCGUUUACAUAAAUUCUCUAAUUGAUUUUGUAAUAUUCAUCCGGGAUACAUUAUUAAUACAUUUAUUUCAACGCGAAUAAGAGCAAUAUUGACAUUUGACAGCUUGCAAUGAGUAAUAUGGUAACUAAUAUGGCAGAUACUGCCUUAAAGCUCGUCGGCUGUCUCCCUGGUUGUGCAGUCCUUUGUAGUCCUUUUUCUGCUACAUCUCCUACAUUCGAAUCGAGCGGACGCUUGAUGUCACCGGAGUGGAUAUCAUAAGACGCGAUAAUUUGGGUUGUUUCUGGUGCCUUAGGUUUUAUUAUUUGGUGUAUUGGUUGUUUAUUGUUUAUAUGCUCUGCUGUUCUGCUGUGAUACCAGUUUAGAUACACC
Molecule: messenger RNA, 3865 nt
Organism: Wallemia mellicola CBS 633.66
Lineage: Eukaryota; Fungi; Basidiomycota; Wallemiomycetes; Wallemiales; Wallemiaceae
Product: heavy metal translocatin
Exons: 4
Coding region: 45-3521 (1158 amino acids)
Biological process (GO): monoatomic cation transport; copper ion homeostasis
Cellular component (GO): membrane
Molecular function (GO): P-type divalent copper transporter activity; ATP hydrolysis activity; ATP binding
Source: RefSeq, a predicted model, not a curated record